Acanthamoeba castellanii str. Neff is the source of this 360-nucleotide messenger RNA. Its product is annotated as bromodomain domain containing protein. Bases 1 to 360 code for a protein of 119 amino acids. Lineage: Eukaryota; Discosea; Longamoebia; Acanthamoebidae. Gene Ontology annotation, molecular function: protein binding. The record is from RefSeq and is a predicted model, not a curated record. The transcript is spliced from 3 exons.
AUGGACGUGGCGACGGCUACCGAACUGCUGACGAACCUCGCCAGGCACAGAUACGCUUGGCCAUUCGCCCACCCUGUGGACUAUGUUGCCCUUGGCGUCCCCGACUACCCCAUGAUCAUCCAGAGACCCAUGGACCUCGCCACCAUCCGCGACAAACUCGAGGCCGGCACCUAUGAACUGGUCUCGGCCUUCUUAGACGACGUGCAGCUGGUCUGGUCCAACGCCAAGGUCUACAAUCCGCCCGGCAGCGAUGUGGUCAUCAUGGCCGACGCCAUGGAGCAGGAAACGCGCCGGUUGGCCGCCUCCCUCGGACUGAUCGACGCCGCUGGGCAACCGGUCAUCGGCCAGCAUACCGAGUGA